This is a messenger RNA of Ichthyophthirius multifiliis, 663 nucleotides long. RefSeq lists its product as hypothetical. Lineage: Eukaryota; Ciliophora; Oligohymenophorea; Hymenostomatida. Gene Ontology annotation, cellular component: GPI-anchor transamidase complex. The transcript has a single exon. Gene Ontology annotation, biological process: attachment of GPI anchor to protein. The record is from RefSeq and is a predicted model, not a curated record.
GAUUUUGAAAAUUUAAUAUUAAAUAAAAAUCAAGAAAUAUAAACUUAAAUUAAAUAAUUUAAAAUAAUAAAAAAUUUAAGAUUUAUGAAAGAAAAGUGGUUUUCACAUAAGGACACAUUAGUACAUAAAAUUAAAAAUUUAUCCUAAAAAAAUCUUAAAAUUUCUACUUAUGAAAGUCUUUAAUAUUAUUUUUACCCUAUUUUUCACUAAAUCUAAGUCAUAGAUUCACUUUCCGGUCGUAACAUUUUAAAAGAUAAUCCCAAUCUUCUUAAAGUAGACCAUUUUGUUAAUCAAAGUUUCCUUUUUUCUCUCCAAACAACCCUUUAACCUCUACAAGAAAUCUAAAUAAUAAUCCCAUUGAUUAAAAUGAUGAAAUCUUUUGAAAACUAUAACCAUGAUCCUCAAAGAGGACACGAUAUUAUAGCAGUUCCCGUAUUUUUUUAAACUGAAGACGGCUUUAAAGACUUUGAAACUGCCCCAAAUGUAAUUUGUUAAUUACCUGAACCCGAUUUUUCUAUGCCAUUUAACAUUAUUACAUUUACAUGUGUUUUAAUGGGAUAUUUAUUUUUAUAAGUAUACUCUUUUUCAACAGAAAAGCUAAGUUUUGAGCAAAAAAACGACAAUGUGUUUAAAAAAAUAAUAAAUAUAUUCCGAAACAAUUGA